Gadus chalcogrammus (walleye pollock) is the source of this 2148-nucleotide messenger RNA. RefSeq names its product E3 SUMO-protein ligase ZBED1-like. NCBI's taxonomy places the organism in Eukaryota, Metazoa, Chordata, Actinopteri, Gadiformes, Gadidae. Gene Ontology annotation, molecular function: DNA binding; protein dimerization activity. The transcript is spliced from 2 exons. The coding region runs from base 265 to 2133 and encodes 622 amino acids. The record is from RefSeq and is a predicted model, not a curated record.
ACUUAAACAGAGCAUACAUUUAAUAAGCAUGCAAUACGAAUAAGAAAAAGGCUAAUUAUUAAAGUAUAUGAAUUGUUUUAUUAUGUUGGCCGGCGCGAAUAAACGGAAUAAUCACCUCAAGGCAGGGCAAUAAACAGUUUGAUAUGCCCGGCUCGCGGAAGGUUACCGCCCGAGACGAUUGCCCGGCCUCUCUGUGAUUAUUCCUUACUUCAUUUAGUUAGUAGUAACCUGCUCCCGCCAAAGCAAACGUCUAAAAAAAAGUGAAUGAAUGAAAGAAUGGCAGCACUCGUAUCAAAAAAAAAUUGUACCUCGUCCCUUUGGGAGCAUUUCGGCUUUCAGCCAAAUGAAAAGGGGGAACCAGCCAAUUUAGAUGUGGCCAUCUGUAAAAUCUGCCGCAAAUCGGUUCAAGUUAAACGUGGAAAUACAACAAAUUUAAGGGCUCACCUAUCAAGCUACCAUCCAUCUAUUGCGGCGCGGAUUGCCACACAGGGUAGCGGAGCAGCUCAUGUCGGUGCUAGCCGACAGCUUGGAGUCGCCGAAGCCUUUUCUCGAGUCGGCAAAUACAGCAGAGACAGUGACAGACAUAAACGCCUAACAGGCGCUGUUACAAGGUAUCUAGUUGAGGAGAUGGUGCCGUUUUCCACUGUACAGAAACCUUCUUUCAAGUCACUGCUCGAGAAAUUUGAUAAGCAAUAUGAGUUGCCAGGAAAAACCUACUUCUCAGAAACUGCUGUGCCUAAAAUGUACAAUUCAGUAAGAGCAUCAGUUCAGAGUGAGCUCAGAAGUGUGGACUUUUUCUCUGCCACCACUGACAUGUGGUCAAGUGUGAACAUGACUCCUUACAUGAGUCUUACUGUUCAUUACCUGACCACAGACUGGACUCUAAAAUCACGCUGCCUCGAAACAGUGUUUAUGCCCCUGAAUCACACAUCUGACAACAUCGCAGAGGCUCUACGCAGCGCAUUUGAUGAGUGGUCCCUGGAUGAGAAGAAGCUGGCGUGCGUAACGACAGAUAACGGGGCAAACAUCGUGGCAGCAGUGAAACAAUUGGGCUGGACGUGGCUGAACUGCUUCGGACACAAUCUACACUUGGCAGUGACAAACGCAAUGGCAAGCGUUAAAGAUCGCACAUCGCGAGCAAUGGGCCAGUGCCAUACCUUAGUGGGUGCGUUCUCCCAGAGCUGGCUGAAGAGGAGGGAUCUGGCGAAAGCGCAAGCGGAGCUUCAAACCCCGCAGCACGUACUCAUAAUGGACUGUCCAACAAGAUGGGGCUCCAAACAAAAAAUGGUGGACCGAGUCUUGGAGCAAAUCCCCGCCAUAAAACGAGUUUUGGAUGAUCGGCGGCAUCAGCAUCUCAUCCCCAGCUGGCAGGACAUUGCCGUUUUGGAGUCGGUGAACGCGGCGUUAAAGCCAGCGGCUGAUUUUACGGAUCUGCUGUCUGGCGAGAACUACGUCACGGUCUCAUCAAUUAAACCUGUCCUGAAACUCCUCACGGAAGAUGUCUUAAAACCAUCAGACGAGGACACCACUCUGACCUCAGACAUCAAGCGGAAGAUGUGCAGUGUUCUCGAGGAGAAGUACAGACCAGCUGCUCUACAAGCAACUUUGGCAAAGUCCUGCUUGCUGGACCCAAGAUAUCGGGGCAACAAUUUUGAUGAGUAUGCGGAGGAGGAGACAAAGUGCGCGCUGAUCAAUGAAAUGUUGGACACGGAAGACAGAGAGAGCGGUGCCAGUGCGUCAGCUGCUGACCAGCCAGAGUCCUUGGUGCAGACAGCGGUGCCACCACCCACCAAAAAAAGAACGCUCGGAGACCUGCUGAAGUCACGGACAAGCACGUCUGCAACCGUCCCGAAGAGAGCCAGAGCCGACCUGGAGCUCACUCGCUACCUGCAGGAGGAACCCAUCGACUCUAAUGACAACCCCCUGGCAUGGUGGUGCAACAACCAGGAGAGAUUUCCCUUGCUCUCCAAAGUGGCACGCAAGUACAUGUGUAUUUGCGCAACAAGCACACCAUCCGAGAGGGUUUUCAGUGUCGCUGGAAAUGUUGUCACCCCUCUCAGAUCCUGUCUCAAACCGCAUAAGGUUAACAUGCUGGUUUUCCUUGCUCGUAACAAGGACAUGACCGAGUUAUAAAUCAUCGCGUGUGUG